AUGCCCGCGGGCCUCGUUGGUGCGCUCCUCCCCGUCGCCAACUGCCCCAACCACCCCACCGGCCGCGCGAUAGCGAUGCCGACGAGGGCGACGGACCUGGCGCGUCGGUCACCCAAGAAGCGGUGCGCGAGGAGGUGGACGGCUUCCUCGGCAGUCUGCAUCCACCGCCUCCGGCGCCAGGAGCUCUACCGCCACGCCCUCAAGGAGCCAGAGGCGCAGCCACGCAAGGUCGAGCCAGCCACGGAGAUGCUCUUCCUCUGCAGCUACGACAACUGCGGCAAGACCUUCGUCGACAUGGCUGCCUUGAGGAAGCAUGCCCACGUGCACGGCGAGCGACAAUAUUUUUUGCCAGGAGCCCGGCUUUGGGAAAAUGUCUCCAGUGAAAGAAAAUUACUUUAUGCCUUUACAAUUUGCUCUCUCCGAUCUACUAUGGUCUGCUUCAGCUUGUGUGAAGGGGUUCUUCUUCCUCCCCUCCCAGGCAUAGGUGGUAAGCCAUAUCCAUCUCCAUCUCCCUCUCCCCCACCCCAUCUCAUCUCUGUAGGCGAGGGUGGAGCCUUGACCGGAGCUCGGGCAGAAAGGAUGGGAGGCGGUGGAUGCCCGCACGGAUCCAACGUCUCCGACCUCGACAUCCAAAAGGACGAGCGGUGA
Triticum turgidum subsp. durum (durum wheat) is the source of this 648-nucleotide messenger RNA. The record is from the annotation of a GenBank genome assembly. Lineage: Eukaryota; Viridiplantae; Streptophyta; Magnoliopsida; Poales; Poaceae.